AUGGAUGCGUCCUUUCUCAGCUACGACUACUCUUCCUUUGUGGAAACCGACGGCAGUGCUUGGGCGAAUUUCGAAAAUCCCUGGCAGGACCACUAUCCACCGGUAACGGACGCUAGUGCUCUGCUACCGCGAACCAAUUGGCAGAGUGAAAGUCUCGUCACUGAGGACACUACAUCCCUUACCAUUUGGAACUCUCGCUCUUCAGACGGUCCGUCUCGCGUGAAUGCGGGCGACGAACACGCGUUGGAGACUUCCUGCCAGUCAACCUGGAACGCGUCAUUGGUUAACAAUGCCAACGCGAGGGACUCGAAUAACUUUUACCCGUCAGACUCGACUGAGGCGCGUUCAUCUCACGCGUCGGAAAACGCGUCGUCCGGAUCCAGCUCGAUGCACAGUACCAUUAACCCUGCGUGUCUGAUGCUUCCGUCGACGAAUACGGUAAACGACAAAGGAAUUCUUUGUCCAAACGGAGGGAAUGUCCACGCAUCGAGCAGUCCUGGAUCGGACAUGUCCAGGCCGUCCGUAAACUCGACCCCGGACCUGACCGAAUCACCAUCGACCAAUUUUAGCGCGACGUCCUCGAAGAAGCGGCAUUCGCCGGGCGACGACUCGUUUCAUGAACAUGAAUCGCCUUCAUCACGACCUAGAGGGCGCAAGGGCGCAUUCGCGUGCAACUGGCACUUACUCGUCGGCGGGACAUGUGACAACUCGUUUGCGGAUAAGCAAGCUCACGACCGUCACAUCUUGACGCAUCUCCCGACGGAGGAUGGCAAACUCUUCACCGGAUUUAAGUGCAAGCUUUGCAUGACCGAACGAAAGACCUCGGCAAUGACGAGUAGCAAUAGGAUCAACCCGCUUCGUAGGAGCAAGAAAGGCGUCUUUGUGAGGGACGAUCCACUUCUAAGGCAUAUAAGGUCUGUACAUAAGGAAAAGCUGAAAGACCAUGAUAUAUCGGAGUACAUGAUAGACAUUAAACGGCCGUGGUGGUGGCCCAAGCCUCUAUUCCAUACGAACCAAUACAAAUAUGGUGCCCUUCCACGGCCCGAAGACGAGGGGCGCAGUUGGAAAGAAUACAUUGACGAUGUCAUCGACCGUCAUCCGACGGUUGCAAACCAACCGUUCAGCGUUACGUGGAUGGACUUGAUUAAAGAAGAACUUGGGAUGGAAGUAACUUUUACUGAUGAUACAUCUGAGGAGGAAGGAACCUCUCGUCCAAACAAACGGCGAAGAAGCGAAUAAGAAGCCCCUGCCCAUUAUGUCCUCGGCUUCAUUUACUGGUUGUCUCUUCUCCUUCUCCUCUCAACUUCCCUUGAGCUCCGUCUUGUUACAUUCUACUUACUUCUGCUUUACCUCCUUCUGCAUUCUUCCUCAUUCUUAACUGUUCU
Fomitiporia mediterranea MF3/22 is the source of this 1385-nucleotide messenger RNA. RefSeq lists its product as uncharacterized. The record is from RefSeq and is a predicted model, not a curated record. The coding region runs from base 1 to 1239 and encodes 412 amino acids. The transcript is spliced from 3 exons. Lineage: Eukaryota; Fungi; Basidiomycota; Agaricomycetes; Hymenochaetales; Hymenochaetaceae.